CUUCCCUUCUGGAAUGGCUGUGAGCAGGAAGACACCUGCGUUCCUGACCUCAUCCUCUACAGUCACACUGACCUCAUGGAUGUUCAGGGGUUCUGCAGCUCGAGGGACCGGGCCGCCCUGUCGCUCUGCAGCCUCCGGGGGGCGUCAGAGGGCUCGGUUCACGUGGUGGAGGCCGGUAGGAGGAGGAUGGUGGUGUUUGCUCGACUGGAGAAUCAGGGAGAGAACGCUUAUGGAGCCGCCAUCCACAUCUCCACCUCCUCCAACCUCCUCUUCUCCAGCCUCAUAGUGAAGGUGUCGUAGUGCUCCUUCAUUAAAGAAGACAUAAUCAGACAUUUAUAUUAAAUAAACGUUGCUUCUCUUUAAAGAGAAACUCGUGAUCCAACAUUCAUUCAGUUCAUAAAAGAUUUUCCAUUUGUUCUUCUAGAUAAAUGCAGCUUGGUAGCUUUUCACUGUUGUUCUGGUAGGAAGACUUUCAGGUAACUCUCAGUCGGAGUGUUUCUAACACGGAUCGACAAGAAAGAUGAGUCGUUGACUCACAAACUGUCCCUCAUCAACAUCUCCAUUUUCUGUGCAUUUUCCUGUAAAAGUCCAGCAACGCGUGGCAAUUUCUGCUCGUUACAUGCAUACACAGUCUUUUUAAAAUAAACGUCCAUCUUUUAUGGAAACUACGUAGAUAGGUUCAGGAAAAGAUCGUCAGAAAUAUCGUUACUGAGGUACACAAGUUUCGUGACAAAAACAUCCACCUCCCGCCGGCCUUGUGAGGGGCUUUGCAGGCUUUAUGCUUCCUUAUUCAUUAUUGAUAAUUGAUAAUUUCACAAGAUAUCUACGAAUUACGUUAUUAUUCGUAGGAAAAGCUAGGAAUGCCAAAUGACAAGCUUGUUGCAACUCAUCUACUUAGUAAGGUUUAGGAAAAGAUUGUGUUUGGGUUGUUUUCUUUGUCUCGUCCACCUCCCCUCCCUCUCGUCCUGGGUCGGCUUUUUCGGUAUUUAAACUUCCUUGUUCAUGAUUACGUUGAAAACAUUUACAAUAUUUUGUUGGAUAUCCACGAAUUACGGUGCAUACAGUAGAUAUAGCUACGAAUGCUGGAUGAGACCAGCCUUCCAU
Molecule: messenger RNA, 1104 nt
Organism: Anarrhichthys ocellatus (wolf-eel)
Lineage: Eukaryota; Metazoa; Chordata; Actinopteri; Perciformes; Anarhichadidae
Product: integrin alpha-11-like
Exons: 2
Source: RefSeq, a predicted model, not a curated record